Vicugna pacos (alpaca) is the source of this 1696-nucleotide messenger RNA. It is a transcript of the gene SIRT6, whose product is annotated as sirtuin 6. Lineage: Eukaryota; Metazoa; Chordata; Mammalia; Artiodactyla; Camelidae. Gene Ontology annotation, biological process: negative regulation of transcription by RNA polymerase II. Gene Ontology annotation, cellular component: nucleus. The record is from RefSeq and is a predicted model, not a curated record. Gene Ontology annotation, molecular function: transcription corepressor activity; histone H3K9 deacetylase activity, NAD-dependent; NAD+ binding.
CGGAAGCGGCCGCAACAAGGGAAACUUUAUUGUUCCCGUUGGGGCCGCGAGGAUGUCGGUGAAUUACGCUGCGGGGCUGUCGCCGUACGCGGACAAGGGCAAGUGCGGCCUGCCGGAGGUCUUUGACCCCCCUGAGGAGUUGGAGCAGAAGGUGUGGGAGCUGGCGCAGCUGGUCUGGCAGUCCUCCAGCGUGGUGUUCCACACAGGCGCAGGCAUUAGCACCGCCUCAGGCAUCCCCGACUUCAGGGGCCCCCAUGGCGUCUGGACGAUGGAGGAGCAGGGCCUGGCACCCAAGUUCGACACUACCUUCGAGAACGCGCGGCCCACGAAGACCCACAUGGCCCUGGUACAGCUGGAGCGCGUGGGCCUCCUCCGCUUCCUGGUCAGCCAGAAUGUGGACGGGCUGCAUGUGCGCUCCGGCUUCCCCAGGGACAAGUUGGCAGAGCUUCACGGAAACAUGUUUGUAGAAGAAUGUGUCAAGUGUAAGACGCAGUACGUCCGGGACACCGUCGUGGGCAGCAUGGGCCUGAAGGCCACCGGCCGGCUCUGCACAGUGGCCAAGUCAAGGGGGCUGCGGGCCUGCAGGGGGGAGCUGAGAGACACCAUCCUGGACUGGGAGGAUGCCCUGCCUGACCGGGACCUGGCUCUCGCCGACGAGGCCAGCAGGAACGCGGACCUGUCCGUCACCCUGGGCACCUCCCUGCAAAUCCGGCCUAGUGGGAACUUGCCACUGGCCACCAAGCGCCGCGGAGGCCGGCUGGUCAUCGUCAACCUUCAGCCCACCAAGCAUGACCGUCAUGCCGACCUGCGUAUCCAUGGCUAUGUAGAUGAGGUCAUGAUCCGGCUCAUGAAACACCUGGGCCUUGAGAUCCCGGCCUGGGAUGGCCCCCGUGUGCUGGAGAGGGCGCUGCCGCCCCUGCCCCGCCCACCAGCCCCAAAGCUGGAGACCAAGGAGGAGCCCCCUGCCCAGCACAACGGCCAAGCACCUGCCAGUCCCAAGCAGGAGCCCACAGCGGAGCCCUCCGCCCAGCACAACGGCUCUGGGCCCGCCAGCCCCAAAAGGGAGCGGCUGGACAGUCCUGUCCCCCACAGGCCCCCCAAAAGAGUGAAGGCGGAGGUGGUUUCCAGCUGACCAGGGGGCCUGGGGAGGGCGGGGCUUUUUAUAGAAACUAUGGAUUCUUUUUUUUCUUACUGGUCUCACUUUGUUACUUGUCUCUGUCCUUGGGGGGAGCCCUCAGGGCGCUGAGAGCUGGGCUCCAGACUCCGGGGCAGACUUGCCCUUCAUUGCACCCCCCUUUAGCUCUGGGGGCCUGGGAAGGAGCAUCCUCUCCCUAGACCCUGACCUUGGAGCUUACACCCCCGGCACCUGUUCCUCCCCCUAGCCCCAGCCCCUGACUCAGGAUGUUCUUGGGAGGUGUGGCCAGGCCCUCUCUGGUUUCCAGCCUAAACAGGAAUUAACUCCCUCUGCCCCCCAGGCCCUCAUACUCCCCAACCCCUGCCUACUCCAAAAUGGCCUUCAUAGUCCCUCCACAAGGGAAAGGAGGCAGAGCCACCAUUUAGGAGCCAAACUUCAUGGCAGGACAGACAACAGAGGUUGCACUGCCUUCGGGGCUGGAGGGACAAAGAGGUGGGUCCACUUGGCUUCUACCAGGCUUCCAGAAAAGCCUUCAAUGCAAUAAAAGCAGAAUUUCUUGCA